Galleria mellonella (greater wax moth) is the source of this 3350-nucleotide messenger RNA. RefSeq names its product toll-like receptor 2. The transcript has 3 exons. Gene Ontology annotation, molecular function: protein binding; transmembrane signaling receptor activity. Gene Ontology annotation, biological process: toll-like receptor signaling pathway; immune response; inflammatory response. The coding region runs from base 245 to 2830 and encodes 861 amino acids. NCBI's taxonomy places the organism in Eukaryota, Metazoa, Arthropoda, Insecta, Lepidoptera, Pyralidae. Gene Ontology annotation, cellular component: membrane. The record is from RefSeq and is a predicted model, not a curated record.
CGCUUGGGAAACAUUGGUAAUGAUCAUUUGAUCGUACGCAGCACACGAGUCUAUGUUCGGCACGGUUGAAUGGAAAAUAUCGGAGGACAUUUAAAAAUCUGUGCCCAAUAAUGGUAUAGUUAUGUGAAAUUUACAAUAGUAAACGAUAUGGUGUUAACAAUGACUGCUGGCUAAUGUUGGAUAAAGGAUUUUUUCUCGCACUUCCUUACUAGAAAAACAGAUUUAUACAAGUACGACUCAAGACAUGAUAUACGCAAGUUAUCUCUGGCUGCUUCUGUGCUACGCUCAAAAUGCUAGGAGUAACCUUGACGAGGAGAGCGUGGAGGAGCUGUCGAACCGAUUCCUCGGGCGGGGCACCCCGCAGUGGCACUCGCUCCCCAUCCGCCUGGACGUAGACCGGGCGUCUGGUUGCCUCUGCCGGUCCACGUAUAACCGUAAAGUGAUCGUUUGCUUUGGGAACUAUAACUGCAAAAAAAUUCCACGGGUCAAGAUGAAAAGUGAUCUUCUAAAAGUAAGAACAACUUCCAUAACAAGCGUACACAUUGGAGAUCUCGACGUUUUUUAUUAUUUGAAGAUAUUAGAAAUAGAGGCGAAUCAUCAGUUAACUUAUAUAGAACCUGGGUCCUUUCGGAAUUUGAGCAACCUGGAACACCUAUCUAUAUCCUACAACACAGCCCUCUAUACAAUAGGUAACAGAACAUUUGAAGGAUUGAGAAAUCUCAGAAAUCUAACAUUAGUAAAUAAUGGAUUCACAAAUAUACGACUUCUGACACCGGCAUUGAUACCGAGUAUUCUUCCAUCAUUAAAGUGGUUGGAUUUAUCUAAGAAUAAUUUAGAAGAAAUUCCCGAGGAUGCUUUUGUGCCAAUGCAAGGAACUUUAUUACAAAAGUUGGAUGUUUGUUUAUGUCGACUGGACUUCAUUCAUCCUAACAGUUUUCUACCGUUGAAGGAAUUGAAAAAGUUGCAUAUUGGAGAAAAUGAUUUGGAUCCGUCCUUAAUAGGCAAUUUUCUAGCCAAAAUGUCACAAUCUAAUAUUAAUUUAAGUUACCUUGAUUUAUCUGGUAUGGGUUUCAGAAAAUAUCCACCAAAGGAACUUAUGUAUAUAAUUGCUCAAACAACCAUUAAAACACUUAUUCUAGCUCAAAACCAAUUCGAAAUCAUUCCUGAUGAUGCAUUCCCUGAAAUGGUUAAUAUAGAACUAUUAGAUUUAAGGAAAGUAUUUGCUAUUUCAAUAGGAUCUAAUACUUUUGAACCUCGUAAAUUUCCGAAUCUCAAAAUUUUACUACUAGGAGGUAACAAUUUACCUGGUGUACAUAAAAAGCCAUUAUCUAGCCAAUUACUACUUUUAGAUUUAUCUAAUAAUAAAGGUAACUCUGAAAAUCCGAUGUAUUAUGAAAUUGAUCAAGAUGCGUUCUUGGGGACUAAAAGUUUAAAAAUAUUAAAUAUUGGAUUUAACAUGAUAAAAUCUAUACACAAUUACACGUUUCGCGGUUUAGAUAAUUUAAAAAUGUUAAAUAUGGAGAACGGUACAUUAUAUUAUAUUGGACCUGGCACGUUUAAAUAUACUAAACAUCUAGAAAUACUUAAUUUAGCAAAUAAUCCUUUAAAUGUAAACGGAAACAACUUUACUAGUGCCCAAUUUGAGGGUUUGAAUAAGUUGGAAGUUUUAAUAUUAUCAAAUUGUGGUAUUACAAAUUUUAAUGAUGACGAUAACAUUUUUGAGAUGAUGCCAAUGUUAUUACAUCUAAUACUAAGGAAUAAUCAACUGUAUUUCAUUACUGCUGAAACAUUGAAGCCAUUAAAAUGUUUGCAAGUUCUGGACUUGAGUGAAAAUCUUUUGAUAUCAUGGUGGAAACCUCUAUUCUUAGCUGCAGGAGUUAAGCCACUACAACUGUAUUUAACGAACAAUAAGAUCUCCCAUUUCACUAUCAGCAUGAUACAAGAUAUAAGUUAUCUGCUAGAGGACAGACAUAAUCGAACAGUAGAAAUUGAUCUUAUGAACAAUGUUUUCACAUGUGAUUGUAGUACAAUGUAUGAGACUGCGUUGUGGUUAGAAAUGAAUGGAUCUGCACCACUGAGACAGUAUUUUUCUCACUCUAAAUUUCAAUGCAAUAGUCCAGACGUCUGGGAAUCUUUUAGAGUAAGUAAUUAUAUGGAAUCUAUGAAAAAGUCACACUGUUAUGUUUAUAAAAAAAUCUCGAAUGUAAUAAUUCUUGUUUGGACCGCACCUUCUUUGGUUACCUUAAUUUUAAUAGCAAUUAUAGGAUUAUUUCUAUAUAAAUAUAGAGUCUAUAUUAAAUACUGGAUAUUUUUAGCUAAAUUAGCAUUAGGUAGAACAUUUAUAAGAAAUUCUCUGAAGGCUGAUAAAUGUGAGCCCAAGAAAUAUAAGUAUGAUGCAUUUGUUUCUUACUCUAAUGAGGAUAGAGAAUUCAUUUCAGAGGUUAUAACUCAAUUAGAGAAGAGUCCGCCUUAUUUGAAACUCUGUAUUUACGAGCGAGACUUCGAAAUCGGUUCGUUUAUUUCAGAGUCUGUAUUGUCAAGUAUUAAUGAAAGUAAAUUUGUGGUGCUGGUGAUUAGCACCAAUUUUGCAAGAUCUCAGUGGUGCCGAUGGGAAACGCAGCUAGCUGAAUACCAUAGAAUAUUUCUUGAAGACGGCACCAACUAUGAUCCACUUAUACUUAUAAAAAUAGGGGAAAUAGAGAGCAAAUAUUUAACAGCAACUCUUAAAUUUUUAAUGAAAACAAAAGUUUAUCAUACAUGGGAUGAAAAUAACAGGGAAGAAUUUUGGAUAAAACUACGAAAUGUCUUAACAAAAGAUGUACACAUAUGAACAAAAUAUUGAGUUUAAUAUACAAAUUCAUCCGAAAAUUUAACCACUUUCAAAACAUGGGAUGUUGGUCAAAUUCGAGCCAUAAUACUAUUCAAAGAACUUUGUGAAGUCAACAGAACAUUUAUCAUAAAUUAUUUAAUACUUAUAAAUGAAUAUAUCAAGCGAAAAACAAUGUACAAAAUUUUAUGACAAUAAACACUUACAUAUCUGUAAUAUAACAACAGUUUGUUUGUAAAUUCCAACGAGAAAAUCACCCUCCUGCAUUGGGUAUUAACUCUGGUAUAUCGCUUAAUUUAUUUAUUCUUUAUUGCACAAUAAAAUUCGUAAAAAUGGCCAGCUUAGCUGAGUUUAGCUUCAGUCACAAGUCAAGACUGUUACGCCAGGGUACAAUAAGGUCAUACGCCAACUACCUACUUAUUUGUAAAUUAAAAAAAUAUAUAAAAAUUGUUUUUUCUUUUAAUUUUUACCGAGUAACGGUAAAAUCAUUUCCCGCCACCGCACCGACCACGCAUACCUUUAA